Molecule: messenger RNA, 1962 nt
Organism: Aureobasidium musti
Lineage: Eukaryota; Fungi; Ascomycota; Dothideomycetes; Dothideales; Saccotheciaceae
Source: the annotation of a GenBank genome assembly
AUGUCCAGUUUGCAGUCUGCUACUCCUCCUCCUGGUCUCAUCGACUGUGCUGAAGACCAUGCGUCGGACGGACUUUGCGAAGGCGACUUGAUGCCUGAUCUCAAUUUUCUACCAGAUACCGAAUUGGUGGGUUCUGAGACUUGUACCCCGAAUACUGUUGAUUCAGGCAUCUGCAACCUGAACGACCAAGGACUUCACCAAACCCUGGAAACAAUUGAUUCUGGUCAUGCUGGAAUAUGCACAACGAAGAUUAGAGAGAGCCAGCAGGCUUUCACCAUCUAUUCCUCUGCCAGUAUCUCACAGCGGAAGUACAAGGGCCCAAGCAGUCUACAGGCUUUCGCUCAAUGGUUUCACGUCGACUCUUACAUUCUGGACAAGGAUUUGUCCGAGCAUUUUCGCCAUGGGUCGCGCCAUAGUGAGGAGAUGGACGUACCACCCUCUCUCAGUAUGCCGGCUCUGUGUCCCGAAUGGGCAGACUAUAUAGAUGCUUAUUUCCAGGAGGUUGCACCACUAUUUCCUGUGAUACGAAGGGAGAACACUAUCAGAGCAGCAACUUAUCUGAGCAGGUUCGGUAUCCUGGAACAGAACCCAGUCAGCGACAGACCAGCAAUGGCAUGCGUGUAUGCUUGUAUCGCACUAGGCGCUCGCUCAAAAGGACGGCCAAGAAUUGCACAGGCAUACAUCGAAGCAGCUUGUUCGCUCACUGGUUACUUGACGAGUAUGCCGUAUCUGGAGUCUGCACAAGCUCUGUUGCUGAUCGCUAUUGAGCAUCGAGGAAGAGAGAAGAAUGGUGCAGCUUUUCUCGCCGUCAGACAAGCCAUCAGUAUUCUCAACUCCAUGGGCUUGCACAGAACGCCAUCGUACCGUAACGACCAUCUUUCUGUAGCACAUCAACANAAAGAUAGAGGGAUAUGGUGGACUGCAUACGCUUUGGAGAAAACGAUAGCUCUCGAGGAUGGCCGUCCAUCAAGCACCCACGAUUGUAGUUUCGACCAAGAUGUUCCUGCCGACAUGGCUGCAAUGCACCACCUAAACGCUUGGAAAUCCUUUGUGAGUCUUACGAAGAUUCAGAGCCAAAUCUCCGAAAGCUUCUAUGACCAGAAUGCGUGGAGAGACACGUCGAACUUUGAUACGAUACUAGAGAUGCAAAACCACCUAGAUCAAGCACUGGCUGAGUGGUCAGACAUUUUGUCCGAGCCCUUGAAGCCAUGUCGACGUUCAGUGAGUUGUCCUUCUGAUCUUUCAAGCUUCCGAACUUUCUUGUGCUUCCAAUUUCAUCAUGCACUGAUCGCCUUGCAUCGCUCAGCGCUUACUCAGGAUACUACCCUGGAUAGCGCCAUCAGUGACAUCUCUGGAGAGAACUCUCGUCACGCACUUAGUAUACGAAGAAGUGAGUGUAUCUGCGCCAAUUCAGCUAGAGUCAUCCUCAAGAGCUAUCUGUGUUUCCUCAAACGUGGCAACUAUUCACCAUUGGUGACACUCAAUCAGCCAUCACUGGCUGUUUAUGUCCUUACAAUAUACACGCUCAAGCACCCGAGUGCCUCAACCGAACAUCAAGAUCUGGAAUUGCUACAAUCAGCCACGUACGCUAUCGAGAAAGGGUACCAGCAAAUUGGACUGCCUGCUGGAUUUUGUCGCAUCUUCACCACCCUACGAGACGCCGCUAUGCAUGACAACGAAGCGUACUCAGUAUCGAUGCAUGACUGCUUGGGCCGAACUUCUGGGGGUGUGAGAUCUCGAUCUGCGGAGGAGUUUGUCGAUACAUCUGAAUUUGCGACGAAAGUCACGCACCCCGACCUCAUGCCUGAAGAACGAUCACUUGCAAACCCAUUGAGCAACAACACAUCCCUAUGGCCAAAUAACUUCAUCAAUCUUGGCGCAAUUGAUGAUAUCUUGGUUGACACAUGGUUGGACGCUCCGCAUUUGACGAGCGUUCCCGAUCUUGCUGGAACGGUAUCAUAA